This is a messenger RNA of Heterostelium album PN500, 3339 nucleotides long. RefSeq lists its product as uncharacterized. The transcript has 3 exons. The coding region runs from base 1 to 3339 and encodes 1112 amino acids. The record is from RefSeq and is a predicted model, not a curated record. NCBI's taxonomy places the organism in Eukaryota, Evosea, Eumycetozoa, Acytosteliales, Acytosteliaceae.
AUGUUAACAUUUAUUCAUAGCGAUAAUAAUGUUGUAUAUAAUAAUAAUUAUAGUACGAAUAACUAUAUUCAAAAUAUAAGAUGUACAUAUAUUGAUCCACUAGUUGUAUUGAUUAAAGAUUCCGAUUAUUUUAAAAGAUUCUAUAGAGAUGUUACAUAUCAAUAUGAUAUUGUUUAUUUUAUUACAAAGUUGCUUUUUGAUUAUGAUAAUCAAUUGUAUCAAGAUGAAUUGAUUGCUUCAAGAUUGUCUGAUAUAAAAAGUGGUUUAGCAAGUUUCUUUACUUAUUAUCAGCCACAUGACGAAACAGAGUACAAAGACCUCUAUCAUCAUAAUUGUCUGUUGUUUGAAGACUGUCGAUAUCUCAACUAUCUGAAAUCAUUCUGUGGUGAGACUGACUUGCGUCGUCAGUUUAUGAACAUCCUUUUCUACCAGAAUCGCUAUUACUCAAAGAUGUUCUGCCAACACUACACCAAUAUCAAUCAGUGUUUCAACAUUGAAUCGCUAGCCAUUGAAAUGAUCAACAACGACACAACAUCAAAUCCAAGUGUAUCCAACCUGAUACUUGCAAUGUUAAAUAGUAACGCUGACAUUCUCUCUAAACUCUCAUUAAACAACAAUAAUAAUAAUAUUAAAAAUGAUAUCUUAAAUUUUAUGUAUUCUAAAUGUUCAGUUAUAACAUUUGUAGAGUUUAUUAGAUAUUUUGGAAUGCUUAAAGAUUACUUUGAAGUGAAUGAAUACAAUAUCUCAUUGGUGAGAUCUAGUUUGAGUAGAUACAACUCGGAGGAUUACAUGGCGAGACUGGCGCGAGAUGACAGAUUCCAGAUGUCAUUGGCAAUGGCAAGUCAGUUGUUUGGUCGUUUCAUAUGGUCGGAGGCAGAAUUGGUACAGCUUAUCACAUCGAGAAUAGAUAUCGAUUCACGCUACAAGUUUAUCAGUGGUUUGGAUGGAACUGUGUUGAUGUCAGAGGAGAUCGAUCAGCUGAUGAGCAAGAGUCUGUCGUUUAGCGAUCUCGAGUCGCUUGCAGUCGUAGAGCUCUAUCAAUCACGAUCACUCACAAUCACCGAUAAUCUCUAUACAAACAUCUUGAACAAAGUACCAAGGCAUCACUUGUACUCGAUCUUUCAAACAAGAGUGACACCACAGUAUCAACAAUCGGUCAUCAAGUCACUGGUAUAUCUCUAUCACCUCAAACAAAACAUCAAGUUUAUCAACUUGAUCUUCCAGUAUCUAUGUAUACUAAGUUCACUGGAUAAACAAUUCGUAGUACAAGUAUACAAUAGAUAUAGAGAUCUCUUCCAAUUGUUCUUUACCAAAGAUAAUUGUAAUAUCUCGAUUGUCAACAACAACAACAAACGUUCAUCUGCAAAGAGAACCAGCAAAUCUACUACUACUUCCACUACUAAUACAAACGUUAAUGCUAAUGGAAAUGGUAAUGGAAAUGGGAAUGUUCAAAGCGAUGAGAAUAGCGAUAAUAAUAAUAUGUAUAGUCACAGUUCAAGUUAUACAUAUAAUGUAGAUUACAAGUUGACAGAUAAUUUCUUUGUUCACACAUUCAAAAUUAGAAAAGAUUACUGGAAUAGUGUGGCGUCAUGUCUAACGCAAGACAAUGUUGCUUUUAUCAUGGAGAAUGUAUUUGCAGAGCGUUCUAGCAUUUCCUCGGAAUUGGUUGAGUUUAUCAUGGCUACCAGUUCACCAAAGGACACCAUAAACUAUUGUAUGACGACUGUAAAUGCAAGAAAGUUUGUUGUUAACGAUAGUUCUGUUACCGAUAACAUCGAAUUCCUAUCACUCUACCUUGAGGAGCUAUUCAAGUUAAAGUACGACGUCAUCAUUGCACAUCCAAAUCAAGACAUUCUCAAGGAAUUGAUAUUCAAGACAGCCAGACACAAUCCAAGCUUCAUCUCGAAAAUCCAAACAUUACCACUAUCCAAUAUUAUUACCUAUAUAGAUGAUUUAGAAUAUCUUUAUAAGUUCUUUAUCAACAACAACAACAAUAAUAAUCGCAAUAAUAAUAUUUGUUGUAGUAAACAAUUCAACUUUAUGAUUUUAAAAGAUAUUGUAAUGUUGUUAAUGUUUGAUAAACAUAUCGAUACUAAAUGGAAGAUGGCAUUGUCAACGGUAUCAAAGGAGUUUCAUCAGAUUUGCUCAACGGUUCUAUCUAGUUAUCCGGUUGCUUCUUUGGAGAUAAAGAGUCGUAUAGAUGUUGGUCGUCCUUACUGUCUUUUCAAGAUACCACCAUUGCAUUUGGCAAUCACAGAGAUACAGUUUGUACCCGAUGAAUAUAAGCAAGUGUGUCUCAAUAGUUUGCAGUCGUUGACACAGUAUUUCUACAGUUGCAUACAUGAGGGAUCGAUAGUUUGGGAGUUGAUAGGCGCCACAGACCUGCGAGUACUCAAUAUCGUGCAAACCAGCAUCAACAAAUCGAUAGUCAACCAACAAAACUCUGGUAGAAAACUGUCGAAAACAACCAAGCAGAUCAUUACCACCCAUAGAUGCAGUGGAGUAACACAAAACUUUGACAGGGAAGGCAAUUUCACUGGCCAGGUGUAUCCUGUCAACUAUGGCCACGGCUAUGGAACCGAUGACUGGACAUUCGGACAAGCCAAUCACUUUAUGAAAUCGAUCGUCAAUCAUUAUAACAACGCCAAGCUGGAGGUGGUAAAGUAUGUCGGUACUCACAACCACAAGGAGGAUGUUAUCGACCAUCGUGCAACUCACUACUUUCACUCACUGCCGAUGCUCAACGUCCUCAAGCACUCUAUGCCAACGCUGCACAUCGAUGUUAACGUACCGGAUUGUGAGCUGGAUUUUGAGGUGAACUCUGAAGAGCGAUCGCUCAUAACCAAGUUCACCAACAAAUAUAACCAAGCACCACUCAGAUUUGGCGGACCACAACAGGAGCAGCUCCUCAGCUUGGCGCGAUUCGUUCACGACUACAAGAAACCACCGAGUAACAAUAUCAUGCAGAUCCUCAACAAUGCACCGAACAUCAGAAAGUAUACGAUUGUCAACUCACUCAAAGAGGAGCAUCUACAGUGCUUGCAAUCCAGAGAUAUCUCAACGUUGGUAAUCAAAUUCACCUUUGAUAGUUCGCAACAAAGAAAGGUGCCAAAGAAAAACAUCACCCUUGCCGAUAUCAAUAGAAUCUUUGAGAUUCUGGAUCGACCAGAGUACCAAUCCAUCCAGUUGGUUAAACUAACGAUUGAACUUCAAUUCGGUCCUCCAAAUGGCAACAAAGUUCGGAGUUCAAUGAUCAAUCAAUUCCACCUGACAAACAACAUCAUCAACCUUCAAACUUUUAAACCACUAGAUUUUUCACUUUGUAAAUUCUACAGAUAA